This is a messenger RNA of Dacryopinax primogenitus, 771 nucleotides long. RefSeq lists its product as uncharacterized. The coding region runs from base 1 to 771 and encodes 256 amino acids. NCBI's taxonomy places the organism in Eukaryota, Fungi, Basidiomycota, Dacrymycetes, Dacrymycetales, Dacrymycetaceae. The record is from RefSeq and is a predicted model, not a curated record. The transcript has 4 exons.
AUGCAGCUGCUCACCUUCACCACCGUCUUGCUCAUCACACUCUCUUCCCUGCUUGUCGCCGCAACACCGAUUCCAGUGCCCGACUCUACAGAGUCUCGGCUCGCCCUUCGAGAAGCAGAUGACCCUUGGUCUAUUGAUGACCUUUACUCUCGUACCAUCGACAGUGAUGCCGAAUACGUCGAUUAUGGCCUCACACUGAGAGAUAAUGUCGAUGACAACGGUGUCUUCGACGUUCGCGAUCUCUUGGACGACGUCAAUGAACUCGAGGAGCGUCAGGGAUCUCAGGCUGUACAUACCAACAUCAAGCACGGUAUGCAGAAAGUGGGAAAGACCGUCAAAAAGGCAAUUAUCGGAGCAUACCUCGUGGCUACUAAGCCUAGUACAGACCUGUAUUUUGAGCCAGGCACUACCGCCGUCGCUGCAGAGCAACCACUGAUAGUUAACAGCGAGCCAGAAAGCAAAGAGCCGUCAGCUGCCUUCACGAAUGAAGUCGAACAGAUGAUCCGCCCGCUCAGUGCAUGUGCCUACCCGUGGAGGGCAUGCACGAUGUCCAUACCGGGGCCGAGGACAACAAACCGGGGGCUGUGGCAUCACUCCCUUUCCCAGAGGCAUGACAGCCCUUCGAGCAGAAUGCUAGUGAUUGUGAUCGAGUCUGGUAUCGCCCUAUGGACAGGAUACGUCAUCGCCUUGUUGCCCCCUGUUGGGGAGACCGAGCUCCCUCUUUCUUGGCAUGGAUGUUCCCAUGGUCAACGUGAAACGUUUUCAGGCUGA